This is a messenger RNA of Melanaphis sacchari, 1666 nucleotides long. Its product is annotated as acyl-CoA Delta(11) desaturase-like. Gene Ontology annotation, molecular function: iron ion binding; stearoyl-CoA 9-desaturase activity. The record is from RefSeq and is a predicted model, not a curated record. Lineage: Eukaryota; Metazoa; Arthropoda; Insecta; Hemiptera; Aphididae. The coding region runs from base 499 to 1530 and encodes 343 amino acids. Gene Ontology annotation, cellular component: endoplasmic reticulum membrane. The transcript has 6 exons. Gene Ontology annotation, biological process: unsaturated fatty acid biosynthetic process.
AUCCGUAUCGCACACGGAGGGAUCCGACACCGCCGCCGCCGCCGCCGCCGCCGCGACUCGGGACCGCCUCGGUACGAUAUCGCUGUAUCGGCAGUACGCUGUACGAGUUUUCUCGCGUCUUCCGCCGCCAGCGCCUCCAUUCGCGUUCGCGUCGCCGUCACCGCCAAAAGAAUUGCACUCGCGUCCUCUUCUCUCGCCGUGACGCGUUCUAACGUCGUCGUGCAAUUUUUCCUGUUUUCCUCUCCACAUUAAAUUUAUUGGAUAUCGUGUUUUCUAUCCGCAUUCGUCGCACGUAGUCCGCGAAUAAGUCUGUGUCUGUCUGUGUGUGUGUGUGUGCGCGUGUGCGCGCAUCGUAUAUCCGUCGUCGUCCGGUCCGGUGGUGGUGGUGUCCUGUCGCACGCACCCCGUUCCCAACGGGAAAUCCGUCGUCGUCGUCGUUGUGUGAUGAACGUCGUAGUUUUCCAGGGUGUACGUCGUCACAGAUAAUCAAAUCAAACUAUGGACGAAUCAAAAGAAAUUACUAAUGAUGGGGCAACUCUUCUUACCCAACAAAAUAGAAAACAACAUAAUCAAGCAAUUGUGUGGCGCAAUGUCAUAUUGUUUGGUUACCUUCAUUUGGCUGCACUUUAUGGUGUGCUACUAAUGUUUACCUCUGCUAAAAUUGCUACAACUAUUUUUGCAAUAUUGAUGUAUCAAGUAUCUUCAAUUGGCAUUACAGCUGGAGCUCAUAGACUUUGGUCACAUCGGGCCUAUAAAGCCAAAUGGCCAUUACGUGUGAUAUUAAUUAUAUUCAAUACAAUAGCUUUUCAGAACCAUGUGUAUGAAUGGGCUCGUGAUCAUAGACUACACCAUAAAUACAGUGAAACAAAUGCUGACCCGCAUAAUGCAAACAGAGGAUUUUUUUUUUCUCAUGUUGGUUGGUUAUUAUGCCGAAAACACCCAGAAAUUAUGGAAAAAGGACGUGGUAUUGACAUGAAUGAUUUACUAGCUGAUCCAAUUGUUUCCUUCCAAAAAAAAUAUUACAAGUUCCUGAUGCCAUUGUUGUGCUUCAUAUUACCAACAAUGUUACCUGUGUAUUGUUGGGGCGAAAGUUGGACAAAUUCUUGGUUUGUGGCCACUAUGUUUCGGUAUACUUUCUCGCUUAAUGUCACAUGGUUAGUAAAUAGUGCUGCACAUAUGUGGGGUGGAAGACCAUAUGACAGGUUUAUAAAUCCCUCGGAAAACAUAACUGUAGCUUUAUUGGCAUUGGGAGAGGGUUGGCACAACUAUCACCAUGUAUUCCCGUGGGAUUACAAGGCAGCAGAAUUGGGUGAUUAUAAACUCAAUAUGACAACUGCAUUCAUUGAUUUCUUUGCGAAAAUUGGAUGGGCAUACGACCUGAAAACUGUAUCAGCCGAUACAGUACGUAAGCGUGUGGAGCGUACUGGCAUAAAUAGUGGAGAAGAUACUCAAUCAUCAUGGGGUUGGGACGACAAAGAUUUGCCACAAUCUGAUCGUGAAGCUGCUACAAUUAUUAACAAGCAAGGAUAAUUAACUUAAACAAAAAAAUAUAUUUAAGUUUGUAUUAUGUAUCAGUGAACUAUAUUCUGAGUGCUACCGUGUGUAUUAUGUUGUAUAUAUUAAUAUUAUGUUUACCACGAUUAAAGUUUAUUUGUUUAUACAUAAU